CUUCACUGGACCCGGGAGCUUCGAAUCUACACUAAAGAUAUACCUGACAUUACAAACAUGAUACAUUAAUUUAAUUAAUCAUCUUUGCGUAUAUAAGAUCUCUCGAUCGUUUCAGCAUCGUCUGGAUCCACGAUGCCCAUUCGAGCUUACUGUACCAUCUGCUCGGAUUUCUUUGAUAACUCCAAAGAUGUUGCUGCAAUUCACUGUGGUCACACUUUUCACUAUGCCUGCCUUCUCCAGUGGUUUCAGUCUGCCCCAAACAAAACUUGUCCACAAUGCAGGAAACAGGUCAGCACGCGACACAUUAUCAACAAACUGUUUUUUGACAUAGUCCCAGAAGACAACGGGAUGCCAAUGGAUCCUGAAAGUUUACAGAAUGAGCUUGACCGAAUGAAAGCAGUGUUUAGUGAAAAAGAAAAAGAAUGGAGGGACAAGCAGAAAUCAGUAGAUGCUCUAAAAGAGACAAUAGAGAGACAGAAGAAAGACCUGGAUAGAGUCAGGAAAGAAAUUGGUGACAAAGAGAUGCUGUGUUCUGUCCUCCGGAAACAGAUGAGCUUCUUGGAGAGUCAACAAUGUGAGAGCCAGGUGGCCAAGGAGGAAGCCAAGCGACUCAGAGUGAAAAUGAAAACCUAUGAGAGUUUAGAUCUGGUGUUACAGGGUCAGAGGGCAGAGGUGGAGGCCAUGAUCACUGAUAUGGGUGUUGGUCAGUCGGCUGUUGAACAGCUAUCCAUAUACUGUAUCUCUCUGAAAAAGGAGUACGACAACCUGAAAGGAAGCCUGAAGACUUCAAAUGAGAUGUGUGAGAAGCUAAAAAGGGAACUGAUCUCUUCUAACAGCAAGUUUCAGAAAGCCACAAAAGAGACAAACAGAACAAAGGAGGACAUGAAGGCACUUCAGAACGAUCUGUCCAACGCAGACAAAGAGAUCACUAGCCUGAAGAAGAAGGUGGAAAUACUACAGAGGACAUUAAGCACUCCCACCCGCACUAAUGAGGCCAUCAGCAGACUGGUGUUUGAAAGUCCUGCUCCUCUGGAGUUGAAGCCAGGUCAUGGUCCGCACACAGACUCUCAGGAAAUUGACCUCAACCUGACCUUUGACGUUAACACACCUGAACAUGUGGAGAAGAAGCCUGUCCAGGUCCCAUCUAAGAAGAUGCGUCUCGACCCUUCAGUAUCUUCAUCCAACAAAAUGGAAAAUGCACUGGGACGUAAUAACACUCGUGUUAAAGAUGAAGACGUUUUGAUGGGCCCCAUGUUACGGAACUCUCUACUCUUCAGAAAAAACACGUUUGGGAGCAUGCUGGACCCAUCCAAAUUUGGCACUGUAAGAACUGGCUAUGAUGGACUUGGUGGAAGAGCCAAAUUUAUCCAACCUUCACCUCUUUCUGAGAUUCGACCCCUCGCCAUGAAGUCAAAGAGGAAGAAGGUGUCAAGACCUGUUACAAGCAAGCCUACCUCCAGUCUGACCACUCUGGAUAGUUUCUUGGAAUAAAAAUGUUUAACUUUUCAGACUUCUGCCAUAGAUAUUGUCCCAUAUUGCCUGCUGAACUAUUGACCCAACUAGAGCAAUUUUAAUAUGGGAAGUGGGGAUGUCUGCUGAUGUUGAUUAUUGGUCAUUCAAAGCCAAGAAAGUCAUACAAUCAUUCCUUGAGUGAGUCCUGGCCCUUUCACAGACAAGACGCCUGAACUGGAUGAGGCGGUUAUAAGCAGAAAAAUCCUAAAUGCCCUUUUCUGUAAUUUUCAGAAAAGACUGAAAAUCUAUUAUGAAAAAUGACCAGUACUGUUGUGUUUGGGAGACCACCCAUGAGAAUAUCAUUGACCACACGCUUAGCUCAUAGACUGAAGCUGAUUUAAAUAUAUUGUACUUUUGUGUGUCUCCAUUCAACAGACAAGUAUUGUAUUUAAUGAGGUGUCUAUGACUUUGCCAUCGCAAACGACUCAGUCAAAAUUUAACAAAGCUAUAUUUCUCUUAUUGAACUAUCUUUAAUUAAACAAUUUGAAAGUUUUAGAUUUUAGUAUGGUCAGUUUAUAUAUUUAAUUAGCUUUUGUUAUUAUGUUAUUUGUCUUCCCCAUGAAUUUUUUCCCUUUUGUCUUCUUUGA
Molecule: messenger RNA, 2099 nt
Organism: Xyrauchen texanus (razorback sucker)
Lineage: Eukaryota; Metazoa; Chordata; Actinopteri; Cypriniformes; Catostomidae
Gene: traip
Product: TRAF-interacting protein
Exons: 16
Coding region: 133-1491 (452 amino acids)
Source: RefSeq, a predicted model, not a curated record